CUUACUAUCUCAAUUCUAACUUGAAAUAUUAUCUGAAUAUUUUUUUUAAAAACAAUACUUGAUGUCAUUUGUCAACAUUUGACGCUUAAGGUGGAUGGGCGCUAUCAUAUUUUUGACAAUUAUUAUUGAGAUUUGUUUAACGGGUGACAGCUGUCAAUUUCAGUCGAGUAUCAAUACAAACUAACCCCACAGACCCGAAAUAAAAGGAUACCUGGGGCAAGUGGGGCUUCGACAAACACAACACCGAUAAUGUGCGUGAUUGAUUAAACUUUAUUACAUUAUUACAAUAAUACAUCCACUUGCAUUGUUUUCUAAUUUUCUCAAAAAUGAUAUCAAUAGUCCCAAGUAUUUGGCAGAUGAUAGCAGGCGUUAUAGUUGAAUACAUCGACAUCGACGUGGACUUUACGCUCUGGCUAUCAUGGCUACUAAUGCCUUUGCUUGUAACAUUUUUACUUCCAUUAGUUAUUGUGGUUCUUCUGUACGCCACCGCUUCUAUACUUUAUGUCUACAAAUUACAUAGAGCUCGCUUAAGACAUGCUUAUGAAACUGACUGGAAAAAUGCUGCUCGAAAUACAGUAGCUGCAGUAUGGGAUGCCCAUGGUUGGAUAUGGCAUGGUUACGAGAUAGUUGGCCUAAAUAACAUUCCGGAAAACGAGCCAGUAUUAUUUGUCUAUUACCAUGGUGCUAUUCCAAUAGACCUAUACUAUUUCAUAUCCAAAGUUUUCCUUUACAAUUCUAAGCUCAUCCACACCGUUGCUGAUCGCUUCCUCUUUAAAGUUCCUGGUUGGUCCAUUAUAUCUGAUGUCCUUAAAGUUAUUCCUGGUACUAUACAGACAUGCUCUGCAAUUUUGAAAGAGGGAAAUAUGCUCGCUAUUUCUCCUGGUGGCGUUUAUGAGGCACAAUUUGGAGAUUCGUAUUAUCGACUCAUGUGGAAAAAGCGAUUGGGCUUUGCCAAGGUGGCCCUAGAUGCUAAGGUGAGCAUAAUUCCUCUCUUCACAAAGAAUUUGAGGGAAGCUUUCAGAACCGUUAGUUGGGGUAGAAGAAUGUGGCUAAGGAUUUAUGCAGCAACCAGGUUUCCAUUUGUUCCAAUAUUUGGUGGUUUUCCAGUGAAGCUUGUGACCUUUGUGGGCAAACCUAUUCCGUAUGAUGAUAGUCUUACAGCUGAGCAACUUCAGCUCAAGGUAGCAGCAGCGUUAGAGGAUCUAAUAAGGGAACACCAGAAAAUGCCUGGAAGUAUAACCAGAGCUCUUCUGGAGAGGAUUUAUCAGCCAUCUGACGUUCUACAGCAUCUGCAGUAGUAAGAGACAUUCAGAAAUAUAAGAUGUUAAGUGAAACAAUUUUUUUUAUUCGCGCCUUGAACACACUCUCAUAUGACGUAUUAUUUGAUGGAUCUGAACAGUGACUUUUUUGACAUGAUGCUCUGAGAUUGUUAUCUGUAUAUUUUAAAAAUAUUCAUAAUUCAGAUGACUAGUUCAAGAAUUCUACUUGGGAUGUAUUCUUCAAGUUCCUUGUGUAAUAGCUUAAUCGUUAUAGCCUAAAUUUAUUGCUGAGAAUAUAUAAUGGCUACGUUACUAACAUUCCGUACUACGAAAUUUUGAUACAGCCUAACAAUAAGUGAGUGAAUAGAGUUGUGGUAAUAUUGGAAAAAAUGUUUUCAAAUAUUCGAAAAAUAAUUUUCACAUGUUGAACGUUUACCAUUUAUUAACUCUAUAUUGAAGAGAAAUAAUUCAUGUUUGAUCCAUGUAACGAACUGUAUGCUUUACAUGAAAAAUAUGUCUGUAACAUAGAAAUUGUAGAUGGGUUUAAUGACAUACAUAGGCAUACUACAAAUGAUCUAAGGUAGUGACGAUAUUAGUAUUUUUCGAACUAAAUUACUCAAAUAAUUCUGCCUUUGUAUUAUUAUCAACUGCAUUAUUACUCAUGAAGAAUAAUGUGUAGGUUUAAGUGAAAAUUAUGAUACAGGUUCAACGCUAAUUAUGUACAUACAAAUAUACCCAUUCUACUUUGCUGUGAGAUAAGAAUACGUUAGCAAUGGUCAUCGGUUCUCUGCUGAUAGUGCAAUAUUAGGAAGAUGAGCAUUAGUACAUAAUUAUGGAUGGUGGAAGUGUAGAAUUAUCGUGUGGUGUACUUAAAGUUGGUCCUAUGUUUAUUGUAUUUAUACAGUUGAGCGAAUAUAUGUACGUAAUACUAACUAAAAUAGAUAGAUGAAUACUUUAAUAAGGUGACAAAGAUGUAUUAUCCAUGUUGUAUAAAUAUUAUGGUGCAAGUUGAAAUAAAAUUCUUGUUACGCAUUAUUAA
Molecule: messenger RNA, 2298 nt
Organism: Athalia rosae (coleseed sawfly)
Lineage: Eukaryota; Metazoa; Arthropoda; Insecta; Hymenoptera; Athaliidae
Product: transmembrane protein 68
Exons: 6
Coding region: 327-1298 (323 amino acids)
Cellular component (GO): membrane
Molecular function (GO): acyltransferase activity
Source: RefSeq, a predicted model, not a curated record